Pseudophryne corroboree (corroboree frog) is the source of this 3920-nucleotide messenger RNA. Its product is annotated as cytochrome P450 11B, mitochondrial. Gene Ontology annotation, cellular component: mitochondrial inner membrane. Gene Ontology annotation, molecular function: monooxygenase activity; iron ion binding; oxidoreductase activity, acting on paired donors, with incorporation or reduction of molecular oxygen. The record is from RefSeq and is a predicted model, not a curated record. Gene Ontology annotation, biological process: glucocorticoid biosynthetic process; cholesterol metabolic process; cellular response to peptide hormone stimulus. Bases 31 to 1260 code for a protein of 409 amino acids. NCBI's taxonomy places the organism in Eukaryota, Metazoa, Chordata, Amphibia, Anura, Myobatrachidae. The transcript is spliced from 8 exons.
AGUGUCGGCACACACACCAGUGUGAAUAUAAUGCUUCCUCAGGACGUCGCCCGGCUCUUCCAGUCUGAAGGGGUCUUCCCCCGCAGGAUGACAAUUGAGGCCUGGGCAACACAUAGGGACCUGCGGAACCACAAGUGCGGAGUCUUCCUGCUCAAUGGGGAGCCCUGGCGAUCUGACCGCUUGAUACUGAAUAAAGAGGUUCUAAGUCUGGCUGGGGUGAGGAAGUUUCUUCCCUUCCUGGACGAGGUGGCCGGAGACUUUGUGUCCUUCAUGCGGAGACGUAUGAACAAAAACACAAGAGGCGCUCUGACGGUGGACCUGUAUGCAGACCUCUUCCGAUUUACACUUGAAGCCAGCAGCUACGUCUUGUAUGGACAGCGUCUCGGGCUGCUAGAGGAGCAUCCAAACGCUGAGUCUCUGCGCUUUAUUGGAGCAGUGGAGACCAUGAUAAAGACCACACUGCCGCUUCUGUACUUCCCCCACCAGCUGAUGCGGCUCUCUGACAGCCGCAUAUGGAAGGAGCACAUGAAAGCCUGGGAUGUCAUUUUCGAACAGGCCGACCGCUGCAUCCAGAACAUUUACCAGGAGUUCUGCCUGGGUCAGGAGAGAGGAUACUCGGGAAUAAUGGCAGAGCUGCUACUACAGGCAGAGCUCCCGCUGGACUCCAUAAAGGCCAAUGUGACCGAGCUGAUGGCGGGGGGAGUGGACACGACCGCCAUGCCGCUGCUGUUCACUCUCUUCGAGCUGGCCCGUAACCCGUCUGUACAGAGAGACCUGAGGGAGGAGAUUCGGAAAGCAGAAAGCCAGAAUCCUCCUGACCUGAACCAGUUACUGAACGCCAUGCCUCUGCUGAAGGGAGCCAUUAAAGAGACGCUGCGGCUGUAUCCUGUGGGGAUCACGGUGCAGAGACAUCUGACAAAGGACACCACGCUGCACAACUACCACAUUCCAAACGGGACGCUGGUCCAGGUGGGGCUGUAUCCCAUGGGACGAAGCUCUCAGGUAUUCCAAGAUCCCCUGCGCUAUGAUCCCAGGCGCUGGAUGCGCAGAGACGACACAAACUUUAAGGCGCUGGCAUUUGGCUUCGGCUCGCGCCAGUGUAUUGGCCGCAGGAUCGCCGAGACGGAGAUGAUGCUGUUCCUGAUGCACAUGCUGAAGAACUUCCAGAUUGACACGGUGUGUAAGGACGACAUCAGGACGGUGUUCGGGUUCAUCCUGAGGCCGGAGAAGCCGCCGCUCCUCACCUUCAGACCCAUGUGACGCGACGCUGGGACCGGCCGCAGACCCCCAUUCCCCACAGAGCUUAGCAACCAGCAGCAUUCUAGAUUGUAAGCUCUUGUGGGCAGGAUAAUGGAGUGAUGUUACAUACACAUACAGAGGACGAGACACGGCACACGCUACAUGUAUGUACAAAACACCGCUCACCAACAUGUCACAUGUACUGUUCUGUCACCCCACCGCCCGUCUGUACGGGGCGAUGUCUAGCAAUGCAUGUCACCCUGCUGUGGGAGGGUCUCUCUGUAUCAUAGUGCCCGUCAGUGUCACCCUGCUGUGGGAGGGUCUCUCUGUAUAAUAGUGCCAGUCAGUGUCACCCUGCAGUGGGAGGGUCUCUCUGUAUAAUAGUGCAUGUCACCCUGCAGUGGGAGCGUCUCUCUGUAUCAUAGUGCCUGUCAGUGUCACCCUGCUGUGGGAGGGUCUCUCUGUAUCAUAGUGCCUGUCAGUGUCACCCUGCUGUGGGAGGGUCUCUCUGUAUAAUAGUGCCAGUCAGUGUCACCCUGCAGUGGGAGGGUCUCUCUGUAUAAUAGUGCCAGUCAGUGUCACCCUGCUGUGGGAGGGUCUCUCUGUAUAAUAGUGCCAGUCAGUGUCACCCUGCAGUGGGAGGGUCUCUCUGUAUCAUAGUGCCUGUCAGUGUCACCCUGCUGUGGGAGGGUCUCUCUGUAUAAUAGUGCCAGUCAGUGUCACCCUGCAGUGGGAGGGUCUCUCUGUAUAAUAGUGCAUGUCACCCUGCAGUGGGAGGGUCUCUCUGUAUCAUAGUGCCAGUCAGUGUCACCCUGCAGUGGGAGGGUCUCUCUGUAUCAUAGUGCCUGUCAGUGUCACCCUGCAGUGGGAGGGUCUCUCUGUAUCAUAGUGCCUGUCAGUGUCACCCUGCAGUGGGAGGGUCUCUCUGUAUCAUAGUGCCUGUCAGUGUCACCCUGCAGUGGGAGGGUCUCUCUGUAUCAUAGUGCAUGUCACCCUUCAGUGGGAGGGUCUCUCUAUAUCAUAGUGCCAGUCAGUGUCACCCUGCUGUGGGGGGGUCUCUUUGUAUCAUAGUGCCUGUCAGUGUCACCCUGCAGUGGGCGGGUCUCUUUGUAUCAUUGUGCCUGUCAGUGUCACCCUGCAGUGGGAGGGUCUCUCUGUAUCAUAGUGCCUGUCAGUGUCACCCUGCAGUGGGAGGGUCUCUCUGUAUAAUAGUGCUUGUCACCCUGCAGUGGGAGGGUCUCUCUCUAUCAUAGUGCCUGUCAGUGUCACCCUGCUGUGGGGGGGUCUCUCUGUAUCAUAGUGCCAAUUGGUCUCACCCUGCAGUGGGAGGGUCUCUCUGUAUCAUAGUCCCUGUCAGUGUCACCCUGCAGUGGGAGGGUCUCUCUGUAUCAUAGUGCCUGUCAGUGUCACCCUGCUGUGGGGGGGGGUCUCUCUCUAUCAUAGUGCCAAUUGGUCUCACCCUGCAGUGGGAGGGUCUCUCUGUAUUAUAGUGCCCGUCAGUGUCACCCUGCAGUGGGAGGGUCUCUCUGUAUCAUAGUGCCUGUCAGUGUCACCCUGCAGUGGGAGGGUCUCUCUGUAUAAUAGUGCAUGUCACCCUGCAGUGGGAGGGUCUCUCUGUAUCAUAGUGCCUGUCAGUGUCACCCUGCUGUGGGCGGGUCUCUUUGUAUCAUAGUGCCUGUCAGUGUCACCCUGCAGUGGGCGGGUCUCUUUGUAUCAUAGUGCCUGUCAGUGUCACCCUGCAGUGGGGGGUCUCUCUGUAUAAUAGUGCAUGUCACCCUGCAGUGGGAGGGUCUCUCUGUAUCAUAGUGCCAGUCAGCGUCACCCUGCAGUGGGAGGGUCUCUCUGUAUCAUAGUGCCUGUCAGUGUCACCCUGCAGUGGGAGGGAUCCUCUGUAUAAUAGUGCAUGUCACCCUGCAGUGGGAGGGUCUCUCUGUAUCAUAGUGCCUGUCAGUGUCACCCUGCAGUGGGAGGGUCUCUGUACCAUAGUGCCUGUCAGUGUCACCCUGCAGUGGGAGGGUCUCUCUGUAUCAUAGUGCCUGUCAGUGUCACCCUGCAGUGGGAGGGUCUCUGUACCAUAGUGCCUGUCAGUGUCACCCUGCAGUGGGAGGGUCUCUCUGUAUCAUAGUGCCUGUCAGUGUCACCCUGCAGUGGGGGGUCUCUCUGUAUCAUAGUGUCUGUCAGGGUCACCCUGCAGUGGGAGGGUCUCUCUGUAUCAUAGUGCCUGUCAGUGUCACCCUGCAGUGGGAGGGUCUCUUUGUAUCAUAGUGCCUGUCAGUGUCACCCUGCAGUGGGAGGGUCUCUCUGUAUCAUAGUGUCUGUCAGGGUCACCCUGCAGUGGGAGGGUCUCUCUAUAUCAUAGUGCCUGUCAGUGUCACCCUGCAGUGGGAGGGUCUCUUUGUAUCAUAGUGCCUGUCAGUGUCACCCUGCAGUGGGAGGGUCUCUCUGUAUCAUAGUGUCUGUCAGUGUCACCCUGCAGUGGGAGGGUCUCUUUGUAUCAUAGUGCCUGUCAGUGUCACCCUGCAGUGAGAGGGUCUCUCUGUAUCAUAGUGCCUGUCAGUGUCACCCUGCAGUGGGAGGGUCUCUCUGUAUCAUAGUGCCUGUCAGUGUCACCCUGCAGUGGGAGGGUCUCUCUGUAUCAUAGGGGGUUUCAUUUUAAUUAUUUCAUUGAUCAUGUAUCUGAG